AUGGAAUUGCUUUGUAUCAAAGAAAGUAUGUCCUUGAUCUGCUCAAAGAAACUGGAUUUGAAGGUUGUAAACCAGCCACCACUCCCAUUUACUAUGGAGCAAAACUCAGCAAAGGUGUUGGGGAAUUGCUUCAUGAUUUCUACUCAGUAUAGAAGAAUCAUUGGCAAACUUCUAUACUUGUCUAAUACCAAACCUGACAUUAGCUAUACAAUUGGCAAGCUUAGUCAGUUUCUGGAUUGUGCUACCAAUGCACAUUUAAAGGCAGCUCAUCAAGUACUGCGCUAUGUGAAGGGAUCCCCAUCUACAGGUCUCUUCUUCUCGGCAAAGUCGGACUUGCACCUCACCGGUUUCUCGGAUUCUGAUUGGACCGGGUGCCCUGAUUCUCGCAGGUCUACUUCUGUAUAUUGCUUCUACCUAGGACCCUCUUUGGUAACAUGGAAAAGUAAGAAACAACUCACAGUUGCAACCUUCUCUUCUGAAGCUGAAUAUCGAGCUUUGGCGUUGGCAACCCGAGAAGCUCAGUGGUUAACCUAUGUUCUUCAUGAUCUUGGUGCUCCAAUUCAAAAACCAAUCAAUAUAUACUGUGACAUCAAUUUAGCAAUCUAUAUUGCCAUCAAUCCUGUAUUUCACGAGCGAACAAAGCAUAUAGAAGCUGAUUGCCACAUAGUUUGUGACAAGCUACAAGAAAAACUGAUCCACCUUCUCCCCAUUUCAACCCACAAUCAAGCAGCAGAUAUUCUUACAAAGUCCCUUGCUCCGGGUCCCUUUCAUGCUGCAUAUUCUAAGCUUGGAUUGUUGAACCUUUUCUCCCCCAACAAUGCAAGCUUACAGGAGGGUGUUACUUGA
This is a messenger RNA of Arachis ipaensis, 846 nucleotides long. The record is from RefSeq and is a predicted model, not a curated record. Lineage: Eukaryota; Viridiplantae; Streptophyta; Magnoliopsida; Fabales; Fabaceae.